Molecule: messenger RNA, 1273 nt
Organism: Brassica napus (rape)
Lineage: Eukaryota; Viridiplantae; Streptophyta; Magnoliopsida; Brassicales; Brassicaceae
Product: zinc finger protein ZAT9
Exons: 1
Coding region: 97-1140 (347 amino acids)
Source: RefSeq, a predicted model, not a curated record
CUUUACUGUGCUUUCGUUUCUCUAAAGAAAACAUUUCUUAUUGUCUCUCUGCUUGUUUGGUGUUUGAUCAUUUGUCUAAGAGAAAUUCAAAUUGAAAUGGAGAAGAAGUAUGUGUGCAAGUUCUGUAACAAGAAGUUCACUUCUGGCAAAUCACUUGGAGGUCACAUCAGGAUUCAUUCCAAUGAGUACACAGUUGCUUCUGAUCGUUACAAUGGCAAGAAUCCUAAGUUGAAGAACAACAACAACAACAACAACAAGAGGUUGGUGGAACAGCAACAACGAGAACAACAUUGUUGCAGAGAAUGUGGUAGCAAUCACAUGGAUUGUCAUUGUGUGGGAGAGAAGAUGGUGAUGGAUAGCCAAUCUGAUACUGAGACUACUUCCUCAGCUCCUACCAGGAAAAGAUCCAAAAAGCUGAUGAAACAGUCAGAAGCUUUUAGUAAUGGGAGCUCGUCUUCUGCUUCUGAGAUUGACCAAGAACACAAGGACACUGCUUUGUCUCUGAUGAUGAUGUCUAUAGAUUCUAAAGGACAUAACUUGGUGGUGAACUCUCUAGCUGAGUCAUCUGAGAACAACUCUGAGAUUCUGGAGACAAAGGCUUCUUCAGGGGAGCAGCUAAACGUGAAGAGUCAGGGUUUAGAGACUGAUAAAGUUGCAGUUGAUGACCAAUUGAGAUCUGCCAAUGAUGCUGAUUCAUAUAGCUCUGAUUCUGAUUACUUCAUGAAUGGCCCAAAGAAGUCAGACUCAGAUAUCUCUGUUGAUGGUUCUCUUAGGAACACUGAACUCAACAGUUUCAAGAACGGUGAUGAGCUUGGGGUCAAGGAGGGAGGAUCAAAGUAUCAGCUGCGCAAAAGCAAAAGGGUCUUGCCUUCUUCUUAUGAAAGUGAUUCUUGUGCAGACAGAAACAUGAAGAUUCAUAGGUCCGGUGAUUGCAAGAUGGUUAAGAAAGCAAGUGGUGCAAACAAAAGUAGCAAAGCUCACGAGUGCCCAAUUUGCUUCAGGGUGUUCAAAUCAGGCCAAGCUUUAGGAGGUCACAAGAGAUCACAUUUCAUUGAGAGCCAAGAACAGAAGAUCAAACACAAAGCAGCAGUUGAUAUGCGUAUCGAUCUCAAUCUCCCUGCUCAUGAUGUUGAUGUAUGAAUCAUAACCUAAAUCAAAUGUUUUCUUGAUUUUGUUCAUAUAAAGUUUUAAACUUAGCCAAUUCUUUUCUCUAUGACUUCUGAGUGUUGAUAUAAAGCUUCACAAUAUCAAAUACCCUCUUUAUCAGAUGCGG